This is a messenger RNA of Seminavis robusta, 2845 nucleotides long. NCBI's taxonomy places the organism in Eukaryota, Bacillariophyta, Bacillariophyceae, Naviculales, Naviculaceae. The record is from the annotation of a GenBank genome assembly.
GAAGCAACUGGGGGUUGCCGUGUUCUCACCAAUGGCAACACAGCUUCUUUGUAAGUAAUAAAGGGGGUUUAGAGUAGGGAAAUUAUCUACGGAAGCCAGCUGCUUCUUUUGACUUUGAUCCCAUGCAUCAAAACUUUGCGCUGUAAGCUAUUGGCGGAUCAUAUACAGCUUGCUAUAUACGGUAGAUACGAAGCACAACGACGACGACAUGAACAAGUACGACGACAUGAACAAGCACGACGACAGCAUGGACAAAGAUGGCGGCGAGAUCAACCUGCUCAAGAUUGUCGCGGCCAGAGCCAAUGGUGAGAGGGUGUCGCAACAGUUGGAGCCCGUGAGGUUACCGGUGGUAGUGGGGCAACUCGAGCAGGAGGACACUCCUCAAGACGACUGCGACGACGAAGCGUCUUGCUCGCAGGAGACCCUGAUUAGGACGAUUCUAGAGCAACGACAGAUCCAACAGGAAAAGUCCACAAAGGUGGCAUUGGCAGGCAACAAGUAUACUACUGGUACGAAGAAAAAACAGAAAAUCAAGGAAAGCCUUACUGCAGCUACGGCAACUGAAGACACGGAGCAAGCCCCGGCUUCACAACCCCAUUGUCCCGGCGCCUAUGCCGUAGCAUCCGGUAUAGAACUGCAGAGAGCUAGCACCAAUCAUUGGUCCAGCAUGGUGGGACAUCCUCCGCCCUGUAUCAAUACCACAUGUUGUAGCCACAGCGACGACGACAUGUUGGACGAAGAGCUGGCGCUUUCCCCUCCACGGCUUGUCCGGGAGCAAAACAUGGUCAGACAAGUGGAGCCUGGUGCUGUCUCGGAACCAGGAGGAUCAGAGUGUCUUAUGCGUGACGCGCGAGAUUCCACCAUGUCUACUUCUCUAACUCUAACAGCAUUACAAGAGGAGGAUAUCAGUGGCCUGGUUGUGGCCAAUCCGGUGCAGGAGGAUUUGCCCUGGGCAGAGGCAGCCCGCAAGGAUAGACAGCACGACACAAACAGGCAGCAACUCAAACCAGGCAAGUGUUUGGUGGCUGUAGCCUUUGGGAUCGUGAUUAUGGUUGCCAUUAUUGCGGCUUUCCUUGGGACACGAACGACGAGUGAACCAGCAGUUGCCUCUUCUUCUUCCUUAGUUUCAAGCACCAGUGCCCCCAGCAGCAUUGAGGAUUACGUCUUGACACUUUUGAAUACUGAGACGCUACAGUCUAUUCUGGAGGACCCCCACUCAUCCCAGGCGCAAGCCUUUCGGUGGCUCAUGGAAGAUGGGGAGAACUUGCCAUACCUUUCAGUGGAGAGAGUUCAACAGAAGUUUGCCCUGGCAACACUCUACUAUUCCACCAAUGGGGACAGUUGGACCACCAACUCUGGCUGGCUGGACCACAGUGUCCAUGAAUGUGAAUGGUUCCAAGCUCCUGACUUUGCACAAAAGGAGAGGUUAGCAAAGAUUUACCCGGGAUAUCUCUCUGAGUUUUUCCCUCCUAGUGAACCACCCCCAAAAACCUGCAAUGAGAAUGGUCUCUAUCAGCACUUUUGGCUGGAUCACAACAACCUUGUUGGUUCGUUACCAGAAGAGUUGUAUAUGCUGACUUUGUUACAGACACUCUCAAUUGGACACAAUCAACUCCAAGGAGUCCUCUCACCCAAAAUUGGACAGCUCACAGCAUUGGAAGGAUUCUAUCCUGCUGGGAUGAUUCAUGAAGCAGCAUUGCCCUCUGAAAUUGGUCUGUUGACCAAACUGAGGGGCCUAUUACUAGGCAACAGCAAAUAUCCAGAAACCAUCCCGACAGAGUUAUGGCAGCUUACCAACCUACAGACCCUUGUUGUCCUUGGGCGUCCCAAUAUGCAAGGUAGUAUUCCUACAGAGAUUGCCAGCUUUUCCAAACUGAAGUGGUUUGUUAUAGAAGAUUGUGGGCUGACGGGAACACUUCCAACUGAACUGGGUCAAAUAGAAACUUUGGAAUGGCUAAUGAUCAAAAACAACCGAUUGUCUGGGACGCUCCCAACGGAGCUGUCCAUGAUCCCCAAUAUGCUACUGGUGACUCUGAAUGGCAAUGAUUUAGUCGGGAAGCUCCCUAGUGAGUUGGGCUUGCUGACUUCUCUCACCACACUCAUUUUCAGGCGCAAUCACUUCACGGGAACAGUGCCAACGGAGAUUGGGCUCCUCACAAACCUGGAAAUAGAGCUGAACCUACGCACCAAUCUCAUGACUGGAAUUGUCCCAUCGGAACUUGGGCGUUUGACUGGCCUCCAUGAGCUCUAUCUCCAAAACAACCAGCUUUCGGGUCAGAUUCCCAGUGAACUUGGUGGACUUUCAUCAACUCUUGGCUAUUUGCACUUGGCCAACAACAGCUUCUCUGGUGCCAUUCCGUCUGAGUUAUCCAGAUUGCAGCAAUCACUUCAUUCCAUUUCACUGGAUGGGAAUCCCAUGCUGAGUGGGGCAGUCCCAGAGGCCAUUUGCAACCUGAAUGGCUCGUGUGUCAUCUAUGCCCAGAAGCUGGAUCCCUGUGGAGAGCCCCAAGGUGUAUUCUUGGAUUGCACUGAUAUGCUUUGUGGCUGCGGGUGUCCUUGCUAGAUACCGGUACGGUAGAUAACAGUGUAGUGAAUGGACCUGAUGUUGCUGCAAUGGAGGGGAAUCUGGUUGCUCCGUGGCGCUCCGCAAGCGCACUCGAUUGCACGGUGUGGAGACGACUUGCGGGUAGAACUGUGACUUGAUCGAGCAAACACGCAAAAGCAGCCAUGCAGAGGUCGACUACAGCAACUAAUAGUAACGUCACUACUUGUACAGUGCCCGUUGGAUGGCUGAGGCUGUGCAGACUGGGUAGACGAACGCAUGAAUAGGCUCCUCUCUCGACGA